AUUGUGUCCGUUUGUGUGUCGCGGCGCUGCAGAAGGUUCCGCGCUAAAUAAGUUACUUCAUUAUCUCAAAAUAACACGUACUGGAUCGGAAAGUAGAUUUUAAAAAUUAUUCUAAUUAUUUAUUAUUAAUAUUUUUCUUUUCCCGUUGAUGCUUCACACUGUAGUCCGGUUGGUGGCGGUGAUACAGCAUAAAUUGACUUGUCAACCGCCAAUAAACGAAAGGAGGAGGAGAAAUGGCAGCGCUGGGAUGCAGCACUCUGGACUAUUUUCCUGAAAACGUUUUAAUUGAUAUUUUAUCUUAUUUAAAUGUGCGAGAACUCGUGCGCAACUCCAGGGUUUGCAGGCGCUGGAAGCAGCUGGUGAAGGAUCAGAGACUCUGGAGAGCUGUGGAUCUCUGCACAUGGAAAGGGAUGACGUCUCGAGUGCUGUGGGUUUUGCUGCGUCAGUAUCUGGGUCACGGGCUGCGAUGUCUGCGUCUGCGCGGCCUCCUGCUGUCUGUGCGGCGCGGCGCCUUCCUCACCGAGUCCUGGCUGCAGGCGCUGCGCUCCAAGUGCCCUCGUCUGCGCAGACUUUACCUGCAGCACACGGACCUGCGCGGUUUACACAGCUGCCGUCUGCUGCCUCCUUCACUGCAGGUGCUGGAACUGAGUUUUUGUGAAGUCCCGCCCGGAUUCUUCGCUCAGGAUCCCGAGACGGACGGAAAAGCAUCCACGUCGGCCGUCGCAAUAGAAACGCUCGUCCUUAACAAGGUUCCGUCGUUUUCCGACCAGCACCUGCGCAGUCUCUGCACGUGGAAGCAGCUGAGUCGUCUGGAGCUGGGGGAUUUGAGUCGAGUGAGCGCAGGCGGGCUGAGGAGCUGCGUUCCUCCCGGCGCACAGACGCUCGGCCGCCUCAAACACCUGGAGCUGGAGACGUGGAGCAUGAAGCAGAUGGUGGCGCUGGGUCUGGGCAAGGGCUGGCCGGGGCUGGAGAGACUCACACUGGGCGGGAACGAGGUCAUUCCGGGUCUGCUGUCUGUCAGCCGCCUGCAGGACCUGCGCUGGCUGCGUCUGCGCAAAUGCAGACUGAACCAGAAUAUGGUGCUCAAAUGCUGCAGGUCUCUGACGCAGCUGCGCGUGCUGGAGUUCAGCGAGGUGGAGAUUGUGGAUGACGAGGAGGUGAAACCGGACGAGACAGACGAACAGCAGAGCAGCGAAGACGAUCCCGUGCCGAAUCUCAGACGUGCCUUAUGCUCCCUGCUGCCCGAAUGCAGCGUGUGUUUCAGCAGCUGCACACUCACCAUCAACAGAGACGCUUCACACUGAUUCUGAUGAGGAUUGUCAGGAACAGACUGAGAACAAACACCCUCACCGUCACCGAGACGUGCACAGAACAUGAUUUUUACUGUAAAAUAAAAUGAUUGCAUCUGUCUAUAGUAAACU
Messenger RNA from Labeo rohita (rohu), 1421 nucleotides. Its product is annotated as F-box/LRR-repeat protein 12. The transcript is spliced from 4 exons. The record is from RefSeq and is a predicted model, not a curated record. Gene Ontology annotation, molecular function: protein binding. Lineage: Eukaryota; Metazoa; Chordata; Actinopteri; Cypriniformes; Cyprinidae. Bases 234 to 1304 code for a protein of 356 amino acids.